Molecule: messenger RNA, 1002 nt
Organism: Penicillium cinerascens
Lineage: Eukaryota; Fungi; Ascomycota; Eurotiomycetes; Eurotiales; Aspergillaceae
Product: 5'/3'-nucleotidase SurE
Exons: 3
Coding region: 1-1002 (333 amino acids)
Cellular component (GO): P-body
Molecular function (GO): hydrolase activity
Source: RefSeq, a predicted model, not a curated record
AUGCACAUUCUGGUAGUCAACGACGACGGGCCGCCGAACAAGCGGCUCUCGCCCUACGUGCGCCCGCUCGUCGACGAACUCCAAAGCGCGGGCCACCUAGUCAGCGUCGCUAUCCCAGCCGCCUCGCGCUCAUGGAUCGGCAAAGCACACCUGAUCGAAGCCUCGCUGACCGCUCACUCUGUACACCCGGACUCUUUCCGCGACGACGGCACCUGGGACGAAAGCUACAAAUCAACGGCCGAGAACGAGUGGGUAGUUAUUGAGAAUGGCACACCGGCCAGCUGCGCCCAGCUGGGUCUCUACAACCUCUUCACGGAUCGUCCGCCUGUUGACCUCGUGAUUUCGGGCCCCAAUCACGGCCGCAAUGCCUCCACGAUCUAUAACCUGUCCUCGGGUACCGUGGGUGGUGCUCUUGAGGCUGUGUUCUGCGGAAAGCGCGGUAUUGCUAUCUCCUUUGGUAGCAAGGAUCCGCAGCCGGCGGACAUUAUUGAAGCUGCGGCGCGUCUUGCUGUGCGGACGGUUGAACAUUUGUGGCGCAAUUGGGAUGAGCGCGUUGAGCUGUAUAAUGUCAAUGUUCCCAUGCGCAUUGAUGUUGAGACUCAGCCUGUGCUAUAUACUCGCACUCUGCCUUACUACUGGUCUCGUGGGUGUUUGUAUGCCGAGGCUGGGGCGGAGGCUAAGAGCAAGAUUGUGAACGGGGUGACGAAUGGUGUCAACGGUGUCAAUGGGGUCAAUGGUGCUGAGGUGAAGCAUUGCAAUGGCACCCAUGUCAACGGUGUCAAUGGGGUCAACGGCGUUAACGGCCAUGCUGAGCAACCAAAGCGCAAAGAGCGCCAUUUCAAGUGGUCUGCUGAUCUGUCGGAUAUGAAAAAGAGGCUGCAGGAGAGCGAGGAGGGUACAGAUGCGCAUACAGUAUUGAAUGGGUCAACGAGUGUGACUGCUCUUCGCGCCAAUUUCUGGCAUGUGCCCGAUCUGGAAGGACCACUGGACCUGAAUCAAUAA